Guyanagaster necrorhizus is the source of this 268-nucleotide messenger RNA. RefSeq lists its product as uncharacterized. The coding region runs from base 13 to 201 and encodes 62 amino acids. The record is from RefSeq and is a predicted model, not a curated record. Lineage: Eukaryota; Fungi; Basidiomycota; Agaricomycetes; Agaricales; Physalacriaceae. The transcript has a single exon.
CUUCCUAUAGAAAUGUUGCCUAGCUACCUCACUCUGUAUCCACCGUUCGGCAAUUUUCACUCUAAUGUGAUUGUCCAACUCCCAACGCGUACCGUGGUAACAGUAUUCCUCAAGUUCACCCUGGCAUUAAUGUCCAUCCAUGUGAGGAAAUCAGGUACACUUUUUCCCUAUAUAAGCGUCACAUAUUGCAGCAAUAGUUGAAACUCACUUACCGGAGGGCCUACUUUCUACUUGCUGUCAUUUCAUACGUACUGUUUUUGUUUCCCUG